Lolium rigidum is the source of this 1999-nucleotide messenger RNA. RefSeq names its product CMP-sialic acid transporter 5. Gene Ontology annotation, molecular function: pyrimidine nucleotide-sugar transmembrane transporter activity. The coding region runs from base 377 to 1591 and encodes 404 amino acids. The record is from RefSeq and is a predicted model, not a curated record. The transcript has 15 exons. Gene Ontology annotation, cellular component: Golgi membrane. Gene Ontology annotation, biological process: pyrimidine nucleotide-sugar transmembrane transport. NCBI's taxonomy places the organism in Eukaryota, Viridiplantae, Streptophyta, Magnoliopsida, Poales, Poaceae.
CACCUUUCUUCCCCACCUCUACUCCUGCCGGAACCCGUGAUCCCGGCGCGAGCACCUCACGCGCACUUCACCUCAUCUUCCCGGAUCCAACCUCGUCGCACUCGCCGGAGUCCCGGAGCUACGACCAACCAGGCCGUGCCCGAUUCGCCGACCGCGUCGGUGGCCAGGCCCAGAUCUGCAAGAUCGCCACCGACCACGCCCCGCCUCCUCCGAGGUACGGUGGCCAAGCCGUACCCCUCAGAUCCGCUCUUCUCCGACGCGCCUCUGCUGAUCGGCUGAAACGGUGCGGCGGCUCUACUGAUGUUCCCGGGAUCCCUCGGGCUCGGACGCCGCGGCUACUGAGCGGCAUCUAGUUGGUGGCGGCGACUCGGGCGAGAUGCAGCGGAACGGGGUCAUGGAAUGCACGGCGUGCCGGUCCCGGCUGGUGGUGCCGAGCCCGCGGAGCGUGUCCAGGGCCUACGACAAGCACCACAACAAGAUAACCUCCAAGUUCCGCGCGCUCAAAUUCCUCCUCGUCGUCGGCGACUGCAUGCUUGUCGGCCUCCAGCCCAUCCUAGUCUUCAUGUCAAAAGUCGAUGGGAAGUUCCAGUUCAGCCCCAUCAGUGUUAACUUUUUGACGGAGGUUGCAAAAGUUAUCUUUGCCCUGGUGAUGCUAAUUAUUCAGUCUCGGAAACAGAAGGUUGGGGAAAAACCACUUCUGUCACGUUCAACCUUUAUACAGGCAGCCCGUAAUAACGUACUCCUAGCUGUCCCUGCACUUCUAUAUGCCAUCAACAAUUACCUUAAAUUUAUUAUGCAGUUGUACUUCAAUCCUUCAACUGUGAAAAUGCUAAGCAACCUAAAGGUACUGGUCAUAGCUGUUCUUCUGAAAUUUAUAAUGAAAAGGAGGUUCUCUGUAAUUCAGUGGGAAGCUCUUGCACUAUUGCUUAUUGGGAUCAGCAUCAAUCAACUUCGGACCUCACCCGCGGGCAGUACAGCAUUUGGUCUUCCUAUCACUGCUAUCGCAUACAUCUAUACAGUGAUUUUUGUAACUGUUCCAUCACUGGCUUCUGUCUACAAUGAGUAUGCCAUGAAAAGCCAAGAUACCAGUAUUUAUCUUCAGAAUUUAUUUCUGUAUGGAUAUGGUGCGAUAUUCAAUUUCCUUGGCAUCCUUGGGACGGCUUUAUUCCAAGGGCCAGAGAAUUUUAAUAUCCUGCAAGGGCAUUCAAGGGCUACAAUGUUUCUCAUAUGUAACAAUGCUGCACAAGGCAUUCUUUCUUCAUUCUUCUUUAAGUAUGCAGACACAAUUUUGAAGAAGUAUUCGUCAACUGUUGCUACCAUUUUUACUGGCCUAGCUUCUGCUGUUUUUCUGGGACAUACCUUGACCAUUAACUUUCUCCUGGGCAUAUCAGUAGUAUUUAUUUCAAUGCAUCAGUUCUUCUCACCACUAGCUAAAGUCAAAGACGAUAAACCAGGUGAACCAUUGGAGUUGGAAGUUACACAGAAUCAUCGGUCAUCUGAAUCUUCAUUUGUAAAUAUGACUGCUGGUGCUGCCGAUGAUGCUAGCCAUCGGGUUGGAACUGAUGAGAGGCAACCACUAUUGCCAAUCUGAACGUAUACUUUUAAGGUAGGAUAGAAGACAUUCUAUUUUUUGCGGUGUCACCAAUGGCCGGUCGGACAGCAGAUUUUGUGUAGUGCUGUGAGUGAAAUAAACUAUUGUACACUGUAAAGGCAAAGAAAGAAGUUACGAACGUGUUUUCCCUUUCCAUUUCAUGAUUCUUUGGAGGGGCGCAUGGCCAGGUGUGGCCUUGUGGGGGGUGGCAGUGGCAUAACGACUUUGGAUAGACAAAUAUAAAUACCACAGCAAGUCCCCAGUACGAUACACAUAGAAAUCCUUUCUUUUUGUUCUUCCGAACUCUACACUCAGAAGUAUUAGUGAGAUAUUCUUUUGUAUCGAAAUUUUGAGCUAAGUUACUGAUCAUUAUAGAAAAUUAUUUAACUUUGUUUUGCUUACGUUUCA